Molecule: messenger RNA, 2545 nt
Organism: Maylandia zebra (zebra mbuna)
Lineage: Eukaryota; Metazoa; Chordata; Actinopteri; Cichliformes; Cichlidae
Biological process (GO): regulation of transcription by RNA polymerase II
Cellular component (GO): chromatin; transcription regulator complex; PcG protein complex
Molecular function (GO): RNA polymerase II cis-regulatory region sequence-specific DNA binding; DNA-binding transcription factor activity, RNA polymerase II-specific
Source: RefSeq, a predicted model, not a curated record
GUAUGAACUAGGAAACAGUACUUGGCUUCGUGUUGUGAAUGAUCGGCAUGAGUUUUUUUUCACCAUAACAACAACAGUGCGGCAGCGCAGAAGUUUUAUGACGCAUUUGUAGAUGCGAAAUAAACAUCACAAUCAGUCAGCAUGGCGGACCUGGAGCCGCAGGUUUGCGCCAUUUUGGAGAUAAUGGUGAACGCGGCGGUGUCAGAGAUGAACAAAGUUAUCGGCGCCUCGGAUCCUCCGCGUCCACAAGAGACAUCGUGUGUGGCCGAAGACACGCACGGGUCCCCGGAGGAUAAGGUACAGGAUAAGGUGAUCCAGUUGAGCGUCUUCAUGUCGUCUCUGGCUCAAGAAGCUGUGGAGAAGAUCUGCCAGCUCUUCCAUGAAUGUUCCUCUGUGCUGCGGCUAGAAGUGACGCAGGGUGUGGCAGAGAUCGAGGACCUGAAGAGGAGACUGGAGGUCGCGGAGACGGCGUUGAAGCUGGCGCUCGAGGGCAGCGGACGUCAGAAGGACGUGGAGGAGCUGACGGAGGGAGGCAGCGGGCAAAAGGAGGGGAGGGUGGACGUUGAGGUUGUUCAGCUUGAGCAACGCUCAGGGAGGAAGAGUCGCAGAAGUGUGGUUAGCAGGGACGCCGGAGUGAAGAGAUCGCCCAUAAUUCAUCUGUGGAAAGGCAGAACAUAUGAUGACAGCAUCCAGCCUGUUAUAAUAAAAGAAGAAGGGUUUGAGUGCUCAGCCGACCGGAUGUCGUCUGACUCUGGUCAGUACAGAGAUGAGUUUUGGCAGGAUGAGGACGACCCUGACUACCAGGCGGAACCAGACGAUCCAGAUGAUGCUGACCCAGGAUACACCACCAGAUCCAAGCGUGUUGCAAAGGGAAAGUCCCACCAAGCUCAAGCAAAGAAGGAGAGUCAGAAGGAGCAGCCUCUGAGCUGCAAACACUGCCGGAAAACCUUCACCAAGCUGCUGCAGCUCAAAGCCCACCAGGCCGUCCACGGGGCGAGCGCGGAAAAGCCCUUCCAGUGUUCUCAGUGUGGCCGAGGCUUUGCGUUCCAGCGAAGCCUCAGUGCUCACAUGUUACUGCACACAGGUGAGAGGCCACACACCUGUGAUGUUUGUGGGAAAGGUUUCACCCUGAAGCAGCUCCUGAGAAACCAUCAGCGUCUCCACGCUGACGUGCGGCCAUAUCGCUGCGAGCAGUGCGGUAAGAGCUUUUACCGGGCGCACGGCCUGAAGAUGCACCAGAUGGUCCACACUGGGGAGCGUGCCUAUAACUGCCAGUACUGCAACAAACGUUUCACAAUACAAGGAAACCUGCAGCGCCACCUGCGCAUACACACGGGCGAAAAGCCGUUCAGGUGCGAGACUUGCGGCAAAAGCUUCAACCAGGCCGACACUCUGAAAGGCCACCAGCGGAUUCACACCGGCGAGCGCCCCUUCAGCUGCGACACCUGCGGCAAGCGCUUCAUCCAGAAGAGCGCGCUGAAGAUGCACCAGAAGACCUCUCACGUGGACGAGAAGUCGCUCGCCUGCGUCGCGUGCGGCACCACGGUGGCCUGCGUCGACUCGCUGCGCAAACACCUCCAGAUGCACGCGGCGACUAUUCCGUGCACCUGCGUGCUCUGCGGCCAGCGGCUCAGCUCCAUCACCGAACUGCGCUCGCACCAGCAGCAUCACACGGUGGACCGGCCUCACAGCUGCGGGCUCUGCGGCAAGAGUUUCAAGUCGUCCAGUUACCUGAAGAUUCACCUGAAAACGCACAGCGGGGAGAAGCCGUUCUCCUGCGACAUCUGCGGUCGCAUGUUUACACAGCAAAGCAGCCUUAAGUCCCAUCAGGUGGUCCACACAGGAGAGAAACCUUUCAGCUGCGACACCUGCGGGAAAUGCUUUAGCAACACCGGCAACUUGAACCGACACCAGCGCAUCCACACGGGGGAGAAGCCGUUCAGCUGUGACACGUGUGGGCGGAGCUUCAACCAGGGCAACAGCCUGAAGGCGCACCAGCAGAUUCACACCGGGGAGAAGCAGUUCAUGUGCGACAAGUGCGGCAAGAGUUUCUCCUACCUGAGGAACCUGAAAGACCACAAGUGCUUCUAUGUCUGAAGCUAAUCUGUGAGGCGAUGUCAGCUCCUGUAAUCUGCAGUCAGGUUAGCUGGGACCGAGUUAACACUGAAAGCGAUUUUGGUGAUUGUAAAGCUGGCUUUCCCAGAUUUCUUCUGUCACUGCCAAGAAAGUGAUGCAGGUAGAUACGGCGUGGAAUUUGUAAUGGUGGAAAAACAAUGUGAAGAGUGUUACAGCAUCUGUCUGUGAGAAUAGCUGACAAAUUGCAUUUCCAACGUUAAAACUGAACGGACAGAGAGAGUUUUAGCUCCUGAUGUGAGUGCAUUUAUCACUGAACUAAGAAAAGCCUGGGUCAAAAUGAUCUUCAGCUUCUUGCCUUUUGUCAGCGUGAUGUAACUGAAAAGCCAAAAGCAGAUUUUUACCACCACAGUUGGUAUUAACGAGCCACAGAAACAGCUGAUCCUUAUUAAAGACGAGGCAUUUUGCAGCA